Messenger RNA from Lathyrus sativus (Indian pea), 1473 nucleotides. The record is from the annotation of a GenBank genome assembly. Lineage: Eukaryota; Viridiplantae; Streptophyta; Magnoliopsida; Fabales; Fabaceae.
AUGACAAAGAUUAGUCCUGAAAUUGAAACUAUGAUGCCAAUGGAAGCAGUUCCGCCUGUUUCAGCCGAUGUGAGCUUUAUUUCUAAUAGUUUUCCGAAGUAUAAACUUGGAGCUGACCAUCAAGUUUUUCAAGAGCCUGCUGAGGAUAACCAUGGUCCUUCUUUGAAAGAUGUUAUUGAAGAAGAAGCUUCCAAUUUGUCUGACCAGAACAAGCGUAUCUCAGUUCGUGACCUUGCCAGUAAAUUUGACAAGAACUUGUCUGCAGCUGCUAAGUUGUCGAAUGAGGCAAAGCUAAGAGAGUUACCAUCUUUGGAGGGACAUGUUCUUUUGAAAAAGCUAAGAGAUGCAUUAGAAUCUUUGAAAGGCCGUUUUACGGGAAGAAAUAAAGAGGAUGUGGAGAAAGCUAUCUCAAUGGUGGAAGCUUUGGCUGUUAAGUUGACUCAGAAUGAAGGAGAACUGAUUCAGGAAAAGUUUGAAGUGAAAAAGCUUGUGAACUUUCUCAAACAGGCUUCUGAAGAUGCUAAAAAGCUGGUUAAUCAGGAGAAGUCUUUUGCCUGCGCCGAAAUUGAGAGUGCUAGAGCAGUGGUGCUGAGAAUCGGCGAAGCACUUGAGGAACAAGAAAAAGCUAUCCAAGCUUCUAAACCACAGGAUGUGGAUGGGUUAGUAGAAGAGGUUCAAGAGGCUAGAAGAAUCAGAUUGCUGCAUCAGCCAAGCAAGGUUAUGGCCAUGGAAUAUGAACUUCGUGCUCUAAGGGAUCAAAUUCAAGAAAAAUCUAUAUUUUCAAUUCAGCUUCAGAAAGAGCUAACAAUGAGCAAGUGGGACAAGGAGAAUAAAUCUCAUUCAUAUAAGUUAGACGGUUCUGAAGCUUUGGGUUCAUGCUUGCAAGUCAAGCCAUGCUCGAACGAAGUGCUGCAGGUUUCAAAAUGUUCGUUCCAGUGGUAUCGCCUGUCAUCUGAAGGCAGCUGGAGGGAAGUUAUUUCAGGUGCCGACAAAUCAAUAUAUGCUCCUGAUCCCCUUGAUGUUGGGAGAAUGUUACAAGUGGACAUUGUAUCCAAUGGCAAGAAACUCACAUUAACAACUAAUCCCAUUCAAACCGUUGCAGGACUCGGAAGCCAUGUGGAAACACUUCUCCGAAAAUCCCAUACUGAUUUUAAUGUAGUUAUUUCUCAGAUGAAUGGAAAAGAUCACUCAUCACAUUCUACUCAUUCAUUCAAUGUGGGGAGAAUGAGGAUAAAGCUAUGUCGGGGCUGGAUUACAAAAGCUAGAGAGAUUUACUCUCCAACGAUGCAGCUAUGCGGAGUCAGAAGUGAUGUCGGUAAUGCAGCAAAGACGUUAUUUUGGCAAGCAAGAAAAGGGCUAUCAUUUGUGUUAACCUUUGAAUCAGAGAAAGAAAGAAAUGUUGCCAUUAUGAUCGCUAGAAAACACGCUCUUGAUUGCAAUGUUGUGCUUGCUGGGCCAGAUGAUCUAGUGUAG